Thermothelomyces thermophilus ATCC 42464 is the source of this 1014-nucleotide messenger RNA. RefSeq lists its product as uncharacterized. The record is from RefSeq and is a predicted model, not a curated record. Gene Ontology annotation, biological process: fungal-type cell wall organization. The transcript is spliced from 2 exons. NCBI's taxonomy places the organism in Eukaryota, Fungi, Ascomycota, Sordariomycetes, Sordariales, Chaetomiaceae. Gene Ontology annotation, cellular component: plasma membrane; cell cortex of cell tip. The coding region runs from base 1 to 1014 and encodes 337 amino acids.
AUGAAAUACCCCGGCGGCGGAGGGCCAUUUCAUGAGAAGGCCUUCAAAAUUUCCCUCGUUGUGACCAGCUUCAUUUCCGUGCUGUUGACGGCCAUAGUCCUGUCAGCUGGGACGGAUGCUGGCCGCCUAGAGCAGCUCCACAUCUUAUACAUCGACACCUCCAAGAUUGGCAAAGAAGUUGUGUCCAACGCCGGAUCAAAAGUCAGCGACGCCUGUGACAGCAUUCCCGACGUCGAUCCUCCCAAGUUACCUAAGAUACCUAUAUUCGGCCGCGACAGUGCCAGAGACGUGCUUGAAGUUCGAAGCUUGAGUGAUGCCUGCAAGAAUGCAGUGAAGGAAGGAGAGAAAAAGGUCGGCGAGGUCACGGAGAGCGCCGCCGCUUCCAUCGGCCUCAAGCAAUACUAUUCGGUGCACAUAGGGGCGCUCUGCGAGGGUGAUAUCGAGGACGAAAAACCCAAGGUCAAGACCUGUACGCGGAAAUUUCACGCCGGGUCGACCGAAAUCAGCAACAGUGUCGAGCCACUGAAGAAAAUCCCAGGGGCCGAAGACAUCGGGGAAAAAAUCAGCGAGAUUCCCAACAAGAUCGCGCGCACGGCCUACCCUUUCCUGGUCAUUGUACUGUUACUUGCCCUGGCAUUUCUCUUCGCCAUCGGCGUAGCUUGCUUGGAGGGCGAUUCUAAGCUCCAAAAUAUCCUCCAGGAGAUUUCGCUUUGGGGCGCAAUCAUUUGCGUCACCCUCAGCUCGUUGGGCUUGUUCGUCUGCGCGACGCUCAUCACGGCCGUUGCAGAGGAGAUUAAGGACAAGAUCAACAAGUUCAACAAUGUGGGUAUAUUUGCAGGCACCAGCCCGGCCCUGUACGCCCUCAUGUGGGUGUCGCUUGUGUUCACCUGGAUUUCUCUCGGCAUGCUCAUCUACCUUUGGAUACUGGCGCACAAGGGGACGAGAACGAGCAAGGACAGGUCCCAAACAACCACGCCGGGGGGGUCAACAUCCGGAUUCAUGAUGCCCAAGUAG